This is a messenger RNA of Pseudopipra pipra, 2151 nucleotides long. It is a transcript of the gene CCDC195, whose product is annotated as coiled-coil domain containing 195. The transcript is spliced from 3 exons. The record is from RefSeq and is a predicted model, not a curated record. Lineage: Eukaryota; Metazoa; Chordata; Aves; Passeriformes; Pipridae. Bases 296 to 955 code for a protein of 219 amino acids.
GGGCGGGCGGGUUUUCCGAUGGUGCAUCAAUACCGCGUUGACAGUGAUUUGUGCGGGGUGUAAGAGGCCAGCGCUGCUCUGAAACUCGAGCCCCCGAAUGAAUAAAUCAUGAGCCCUCUCUCAGUAACCUGACAACUCGGUCCAGCCCUCUCAGCGCUCAGAUCUGGCCCAUGCUGGGCAUGCGGGGAGGGACUCCCAUUGUCCAGAGGAUUUAAGGGCAGGGUCUGCCUGCCUGCCUGUCUGCAGGGCAGGCACUUUGCGGGAGAGCAGGAAGCCUUCUGCGUGGCGUGGGACCAUGGAGGGCAAUGCACACCUCCUCCAGGUCAUCCGCAAGAUGCGUUCCCAAAUCAACAAGCUGGAGAGGGAAAACAGGGCCCUAAAGGGAGAGCUGCAGGUCUGCGGGAAGAGAGCUGUGCCACCGGAGAGAGAGGCAGCGAGAGGAGGUGGGAAGAGUGAUGUGAGGAGCCUCGCCAGGGAUGAAGAAGGACCUGCUGGCUCUCCAGCAUCUCUGCAGGGAGCCGUCCCAGCCAGUCCUGCUCCAGCGCCAAAGGAGCAGACAGAUACUGCCAUGACUGUGAGACGCUACCCCCCCACCUCACCAGCUCCUGCUCCUUCCAGUGCCAGGUCCCACAGGGCCAGCAGGAAGCCUUCAAGCAAUGGGCUCCCAGAGGUGCCAGGCAGUGCCUGGCCACCAGCCUCUCCUGCUGCAGCACAGCUCAUCAGGGAAGAGGAGAAAGGGCUUGAAAAAUCACCGUCCAGCUGCCCCUCCUACAGCCACUCCAGCAACAUGAAGCUGUUUCAGGAGCACGUCUAUAGGUGCAGGGGUAAAGUCAAGGCUGUCACUUUCCUCUUACCAAUGGAUAUGUCACCAUGUGCUGAAAAGCAAAGUUCCCUCAAAAGCCCGGAAAAUCAGAGCACAAAACCUCUGAUGACCAUCGCUGAAAACGAUAUGUGAGCCAGUGAAUUUUUAAAGGGCUAUUGAUUCCCUGAGAUAAACUGGCCUUAAAUGACAGCUGUGUGUCAGGUUCCUCUAUUGCAAAACGCUUUGGCAGGACGCCCACAGAGCAUCGCCCAGCCUGUGUUUCAGGUCACAGCCCGACAUUCAGCAUGGAAAUGGAAGCCGUGGCAAAGUCGGCUGGAAGCCCAUACACUGUGAUGAAGCCACACAAAGCAAAGGUACCUCCACACAGUGCUUCUGAGCAACACAUUUCAAGGACCCCUUACCUCAGGACUGAUGUAAACAGGCUGUUGAAGCUGGUUUUGAUGUGUUUGCCGCAAAAAUCAUAAUCUUUGUCACUGCUUGUGUUUGCUGGUUCCGUGGACAGGAAAGUAUUUGAUGCAAAUGACAAAGUAAGAGCUACUAAGCAGCCUGUGAGGUAUUCUCUGUAGGUAUAACUUUCAAACUUCACAGUACUAAUAAGCAAAUUUAAGAAAGCAUUAGAGAGUCAGUUAAUGUCACCCUGAAUUUCUGCAAACCUUGGCAAUGACUGUUCAUGUUCAUUUGAGGUUCACCUCUAAGGGAGCACAGGGGAGCAUUAAGUACCUAUCAGUAUGAAAAUGUGACUACAAAUCUCUUUCUGGCUUGGUGUGUUUACCCAGAUGGAGACUAAAGGCUGUACACCAAGCCAAAAUAGGAAGAAUUGUGAGUAUCAGAAUUUUUCGGGAAUGCCUUCUCAGCACAGCUCGGAUCAAAAAUCACUAGCAGAAAUUCAGGAAACAGGUGCAAAAUAUAUGUGACAGAGAACUAGAGAUAGCUUGUAAAAAAUGAACAGUGCUUGUUAGUUUUAGUCAUAUGAGUAAAGAUAGUGUCCCAUUUUAUUUUGAUUACAAGUAUUUAUGGAAUCAAAAUACUGCACAUUGCUAUUUCUUUAUGUACAGAGGGAACUGAUGAUUGAAUUUUGUAUAGAGAACGCAUGAAGAGUAGAUGUUUGUACUGAUAACUUUAUGGAAGAUUUUCAUCUCAUUGUCUGAUCUUAAACUCUUCAGUUUCCUAAAGUGAAAGCAGAGACCUGGUGGGAAAAAAAUCCCUUCUAGAUUUUCCAUGAAGUUGUAUAUUUGUAUAAAAACCUGUGUUCCUUUUUUUCAUUUUGAAAUUCAUCAUGUUUUGUAUAUUCAAGUACACUUUUAAUAUAUUCUCACCACUGAAGUAGU